GUCCACUUGUGUACGGCUGCUCCUUGCUACAGAAGACCUGGGACAGAGGACUGCUGUCUGCCCUCUCUGGUCACCCUGCCUAGCUAGAAGAGCUGUGACCCCAGCCAUGAGGUCCCUCACCAUCCUUGCUGCCAUUCUCCUGUUUGCCCUGCUGGCUCAGGCUAAGUCACUCCAGGAAACAGCUGAUGACACUGCAACCCAGGAGCAGCCUGGGGAAGACGACCAGGACCUUGCUGUCUCCUUUGAAGAAAAUGGACUCUCUACUCUUAGAGCCUCAGGUUCUCAGGCAAGACUCGCAUGCAUUUGCCGAAUCGGCCGUUGUUUGAGGCGUGAGUCCUACUCCGGGAGGUGCGGCCGCAACUACACACUCUGCUGUCGCAGAGCUUCCUAGAUAGAAACCAAAGCAGUGCAACAUUCAAUCCAAGGUCCUGAAGAAAGAAAAACAUUUCACCCUCUGUACCUUGUAUCUUUCUAAGUUUUUCUCUCCAAAAUAAAGUUCAAGCAUUAAACUUA
Messenger RNA from Rhinopithecus roxellana (golden snub-nosed monkey), 513 nucleotides. RefSeq names its product neutrophil defensin 4-like. The transcript is spliced from 3 exons. Gene Ontology annotation, biological process: defense response to Gram-positive bacterium; antibacterial humoral response; defense response to Gram-negative bacterium. NCBI's taxonomy places the organism in Eukaryota, Metazoa, Chordata, Mammalia, Primates, Cercopithecidae. The record is from RefSeq and is a predicted model, not a curated record. Gene Ontology annotation, cellular component: extracellular matrix; extracellular region. Bases 107 to 391 code for a protein of 94 amino acids.